This is a messenger RNA of Sorghum bicolor (sorghum), 1081 nucleotides long. RefSeq names its product glutathione S-transferase T3. The record is from RefSeq and is a predicted model, not a curated record. Lineage: Eukaryota; Viridiplantae; Streptophyta; Magnoliopsida; Poales; Poaceae. The transcript is spliced from 2 exons. Bases 71 to 964 code for a protein of 297 amino acids.
UCCUCCAGGAGGGUUUUUAAAUUUGAUUGGACAAAACCAAUCGCCACAGCCACAACAACAUGGUCAGAGUAUGCCCUUCAACCCGAUGUGUCCACCAUCAGCAAAUCUCUACAGAACACCAUCUCCCGAAGCUACGAAACAAGGCACUUCAAGUAACAUUGAUGAAUCUGCAAACAUCGACUCAAAUAGGGCAGCAAAGAUGAACAACAAAAGAUAUUGGACUCAUGAAGAGGAAGAAAGACUGGCUAGUGCUUGGUUGAAUGCUUCUAAAGACCCAAUUCAUGGUAAUGACAAGAAAGGUGAAACAUUUUGGAAAGAAGUCACUGACCACUUUAACAAGAAAGGGGAAGGGAAGCGUACAAGAGAAUUUAACCAAUUGAAGAUUCACUGGUGCCGCCUCAAGACGUCGAUUGGUGAGUUCAAUGACUGCUGGACUAAGGUAUCUCAAAUACAUACAAGUGGAUAUUCAGAUGACAUGCUAGAGAAAGAGGCACAGGAGGUGUAUGUAAGCAGGUUUGGAAAGCCUUUUACAUUGGUGCAUUGGUGGAAGAUACUAAAAGAAGAGCCCAAAUGGUGUGCAUUAUUUGACACAGAGAAAGGCAAGGCUGAAUUAGUUGACAUCACAGAAGAAGAAAUACGUCCCGGUGGAAGGGACAGUGCAAAGGCUGAGCGUAGUGGAAAGCGCAAGAAGACAAAAGUUAUGGAUGGAAUUGUCAACCUUGAAGACUCAAUUCAAAAAAUUGUCAAGGUCCAGGAAGAUCGGAAAGAGGAGCUUGAAAAGGUAGCUGAAGCACAGAUUCAGAUAUCGAAUGCAAAUCUGCAGGCAGCAAAGGAGGAAAAGGAAGCGAAGAUGUAUCAAGUCUACAAUACCUUGCUGAGUAAAGAUACAAGUAACAUGACCGAAGACCAAAAGCAUAAGCAUGAGAGAGCAAUACAGAAGAUAGAAGAAAAACUUUAUUCAUAAGAAGGUGAGUUCUGAAAAAUAUCUUCUACUGUGCAUGUUACUUUUUAGUGUACAUGGUAGCUUCUAGUUUGAACAGUUUCUAGUGUGAAUGUUACUAGUGUGAAUGUCACUUUUCAU